ACCGGCUGGGCUGGGCUGGGCUGGGCUGGAGAACAACAGUGCUGGAGACACCAGCGCUGCCGGAAGAGGGCAGAGGGCCGGCCCUAGGCCCCGGGCGCUGGAGCUGGCCAGAGCCGGACCCAGAGCUCCCACAGCUGCCCUUUCCCGGGCCGGGUCAUGCGCUGCCCCAAGUGCCUUCUCUGCCUGUCAGCACUGCUCACGCUCUUGGGCCUCAAAGUGUACAUCGAGUGGACGUCCGAGCCCCAGCUGGGUAAGGCCUACCCGGGACCCCGCAGCACCCCACCAGGCCCCACGCCAGCCAGCCCCGAGCCCACCCUGCCGGCUAACCUCUCGGCCCGUCUGGGCCAGACUGACCCGCUGCCCUCGGCUUACUGGAACCAGCAGCAGUGGCGGCUGGGGACCCUGCCCAGUGGGGACAGCACUGAGGUGGGGGGCUGCCGCGCUUGGGGAGCUGCCGCUGCGGCUGAGAUCCCCGACUUCGCCUCCUACCCCGAGGACCUCCGCCACUUCCUGCUGUCGGCAGCCUGCCGGAGCUUCCCACGGUGGAUGCCCAGGGGUGGCAGUGGCCAGGUGGCCAGCUGCGAGGAUCCUGACAUCCCCUACCUGCUGUUGGCCGUCAAGUCGGAACCAGGGCGCUUUGCGGAACGACAGGCCGUGAGGGAGACGUGGGGCAGGCCGGCUCCCGGGGUCCGGCUGCUCUUCCUGCUGGGGUCCCCAGCGGGCGAGGGGAGGCCUGACCUAGGCUCCCUGGUGGCCUGGGAGAGCCGCCGCUACAGCGACCUGCUGCUCUGGGACUUCCUUGACGUCCCCUUCAACCAGACGCUCAAGGACCUGCUGCUGCUAGCCUGGCUGGGCCGCCACUGCCCCAGCGUGAGCUUCAUCCUGCAAGCCCAGGAUGACGCCUUUGUGCACAUCCCCGCCCUUCUGGACCACCUGCGGGCCCUGCCGCCCAGCAUGGCCCGUGGCCUCUACCUGGGUGAGGUCUUCACCCAGGCCAAGCCCCUCCGGAAUCCUGGAGGACCCUUCUACGUGCCUAGGUCCUUCUUUGAAGGCGGCUACCCAGCCUACGCAAGUGGGGGUGGCUACAUCAUUGCGGGCCGCUUGGCACCCUGGCUGCUGCGGGCAGCGGCCCGCGUGGCCCCCUUCCCCUUCGACGAUGUCUAUACCGGCCUGUGCUUCCAAGCCCUGGGCCUGGUCCCCAGGACCCACAAAGGCUUCCUCACGGCCUGGCCGGCAGACCGCACUGCUGACCCCUGUGCUUUCCGUGACCUGCUGCUGGUGCGGCCCCUCAGCCCCCAGGACAGCAUCCAGCUCUGGAAACAGCUGCGGGACCCUCAGCUCCAGUGCUGAGACUCGGAGGUGGGGAGGGGCAGGGAGGGCAGACCUGGCCUGGGCCUUGGCGCAGCCCCUUGCUCAGCCUCUCUUUCUAGGCCUCGGUGCGAGGAAGGAGGUCCUGGAAUAGAGGCUGCCUGAGCCCUCCCUGGGCCUCCCCAAGAGGCGACAGACUGUUUUUUCCGUCUUUCAGUUUUUGAAAAAUAUGCACUCCCCACCCUGAGGCCUGGAGUCGUCGUCUCUGUCUACGGGGCCUUGAGGUAGUUUACAGAGCAAAGCUCAGCUGCACCUGACCUUCACACCAGACACUCUCCCCACACUUACUGGGCAAGGCUGGCUCCAAUGGCCUCCUGGUCACCUUGCUGGACACCAGCUUUGACCCGUUCUAUGGGAGACAAGAGGCUGUCUCCGGAGGACCCCACCCCCAUCCUGUUUGCUGACGCUGACCUUCCAGCUUGCAAACGUUUCUGGAGUAAGAAGAUAGCGCAACAGACUUGGCCUUGUUUAUCUCAACUGGAGAAGCAGGGGUGGUCCCAAACCAGUCAUGCUCCCACAUCCCAAACUCCAGGAAACAGAAACCAGAGGUAGCAUGGAGCCAAAUGCAGAGACACAGUUUAUUCACUACCUGCUGACCACCUCUCACUCUGACUAAGUUCCACAGGCUGACCUGCCACGUCCACCCCCAGCCCUGAGGGGCUUCCAGUCCUGGAGGUGCCCUUGCCCAGCCCCUGGGAGAAGACCCUGUAACUAAAGGCAAAGAAGGGGCUGACCAAGGCCCCACCAACGUAACAGCCUGGAGAGGCAGGAGCCGCCCCAAGUGCUGCCCUGGCCCGAGUGUGCUGCAGGGAGCUGUCAGGGGAAGAGGGUAGCAUCCUGCCCGUCACCUCUGCCCCUCAGAGGCAGAGUUGAGGUAGGUGGGGAUGGGGCAAGUAGCCUCACUUCUCGAAGUGAUCCAGUGGGUAGUGUUCCCCAUAGGUCUGGAGGUGACGGGCCAAAGACUCCUGCUGCUUGCGGAGCUGGGUAGGCAUCUCCUGAUACACAUCUGAGAAGAGCAGGCUGGGGCUGGGCUUCAGCUUCCGCUCGGCCUGCUCAAAGGCCUCCAUCACCUGGGGGACAAGCGGCAGUGGGCAGGCAGCCAACCUCUCACCCAGGAACCUGCUUCCUACCUGUGGGAUCUUGGCGAGGGGUUAAGCCCCCUGAGCCUCAAGUUCCCACGUGGACAAUGGAAAUAGUGGUGACGGGCUUCCCUGGUGGCACAGUGGUUAAGAAUCUGCCUGCCAAUGCAGGGGACAGGGGUUCGAGGCCUGGUCCAGGAAGAUCCCACAUGCCGCGGAGCAACAAAGCCCAUGUGCCACAACUACCGAGCCUGCGCUCUAGAGCCCACGCCACAACUACUGAAGCCCACGUGUCUAGGGCCCGUGCUCCGCAACAAAGAGAAGCCACCGCAAUGAGAAGCUCGCGCACCACGACGAAGAGUAGCCCCUGCUCGCUGCAACUAGAGAAAGACCGCACGCAGCAACGAAGACCCAGCGCAGCCAAAAAUAAAUAAAUUAAUAAAUUAAAAAGGAAAAAAAACCAGUGGUGACAACUGAUGUCCCAAAUCCCAGCAUCUCCACCCUUAGCAGAACCAGGCACUAUACUAAGAGUAUGGAAUCGAUUCAGCCUCUCAGCAGCCCUAAGAAGCAGGCAGCUCAGAGGUGAGGAAACCGAGGCACAGAAAAGAGAAGGGACGUGCCCACGAUGACGUGGUCAGGGGCAGAGCCAGGAAGCACAUGCUGCCCGACACCAGGGUCUGCCCUGCCCACUGGGCCGCAGUGCUUCUGGUGUCUGAUGACCAGGGCCAAGGAGGGCAGUGCACAGACUCUGGCGGACACUUACACCCCAUCUGGAUCAGAUGCAAACCCUCAGACAAGCUUCUGAGGUGGGUACCCCAGUAUCCCUCUUCAGAGGCGAAGGAGCUGAGGGCAGAACACGGCUGAGGUGCACGUGUCCUGGCAUCGUGACAUUAGAGACGUCACCAGGGUUAUCCCCGAGACUGCCAAUUCAAUGGCCCCCAACCCCCAGCCUCCCCACCCUUCCAGGGUUCUCUGUGACACACCAUCCCGGAACACGGCCCCUGGGGUGGUUUCCAACAGAGGGCGGCCCUUGCCCACCUUCUUGCGGGACUGCUUCCUCCAGGCCUUCUCCUGCUCGUCGUCCCACCAGCCACAGCUCUGCAGGUAGUGCCUCAGCCGGGAGAUGGGGUGGUCCUGCUUGUCCCAGUAAUUGACCUCAUCCACUGAGCGGUACGCCGAGCUGUCGUCACUGGUGCUGUGGUGCCCGAUCCUACCAGCGGG
Messenger RNA from Mesoplodon densirostris (Blainville's beaked whale), 3668 nucleotides. RefSeq names its product UDP-GlcNAc:betaGal beta-1,3-N-acetylglucosaminyltransferase 8 (gene B3GNT8). Bases 157 to 1350 code for a protein of 397 amino acids. The record is from RefSeq and is a predicted model, not a curated record. NCBI's taxonomy places the organism in Eukaryota, Metazoa, Chordata, Mammalia, Artiodactyla, Ziphiidae. The transcript has 2 exons. Gene Ontology annotation, molecular function: protein N-acetylglucosaminyltransferase activity. Gene Ontology annotation, cellular component: membrane.